AUGGUUUACGAAAAUACAGAAAUCAAAGGCAUUACCAGUGAAAAUUCAAUUGGUUUGAAGAUGUCACUCAAUUUUCGGGGAGUAUCACCAGAAGAUUGUUAUUAUAGCGCAGAUGAAGAUAUUCAAUAUGAAAAUGAUAAUAUUAAUGGUCCGUUAAAGUGUGUCCAACGUUUUUCAUCUCCUUUAAAGAAUAUAACUGAAACUUCUAGUAAUAGAUCAUCUUCAAUUGGAAAAGAUUCAAUACCUACUGAUCUAACUCCAUGUUUAUUUGAAGAGAUUUAUAGUAUGGAAUCUAAUAAUCCAGAUAAGAAGACAGAUUUUGGAAUACUACAGGAAAUACAAGAAAACUGUCAGAAUUCACAAUUAGAGAUGGAAGAGAAUAUUAUGACGUAUAGUGAUAAUGCUAAUUAUUACAGGAAUCAGAAAAUUAAACAAUCAACCAGAUUGGGAUAUAAGAAUAUUGUAACAAAUAAUCAAUUAUCAUCAUGUACGCCAACUCCUUUACAUAUUGCUUGUAAAAAUGGUAAUGUUUCUUUGGUUAGGGAGAUUUUACUAUUAAAUGAUACAGAUGUUAAUUACAGUGGUCCUAUGGGUUAUUCAUCACUUCAUUGGGCUGCAUUACGUGGUCACUUAUUAGUUGUUAAGGAACUAUUGAAAUUUAAAGCAAAUCCUAAUGUAAAGACACAUAUGUAUUGUACCCCUUUACAUUUUGCAGCUGCAUAUGGUUAUGAAGAUGUUGUUAUAACCCUUUUGAAUGCUGGGGCAAAUACAGAAUCUGUUAGUAUAAAUGGUAAUACUCCACUCUUGUCAGCUUCAUAUAGAGGUCAUGAGGGAGUUGUAAGGGCUUUACUUAAACAUAAUGCAAAUAGGGUAUGCAAAAAUAAUCAGGGACUAAUGGCUAUUGAUGCUGCUAAAUUACAUGGGCAUUUUGACGUUGUUCAGAUUUUAGAGUCAUGGAGAUGUAUUAAAGGCAAUACUGAUUUGAUAAGUGAUAACAAUAGAUAA
Molecule: messenger RNA, 1005 nt
Organism: Cryptosporidium muris RN66
Lineage: Eukaryota; Apicomplexa; Conoidasida; Eucoccidiorida; Cryptosporidiidae
Exons: 1
Coding region: 1-1005 (334 amino acids)
Cellular component (GO): cytoplasm
Molecular function (GO): protein binding
Source: RefSeq, a predicted model, not a curated record